AUGGAGAGGAGCGGAAGAAGCAGGGCGGAGAAGAAGAGUGAGAAGAAGAAGCAGGUGCUGUUGGAAGGGUACGUGGAGGAGGAUCUGGCGAGGACGAAGAGUUUAACGGACGAGGAUCUGGAGGAGUUGAAGGGGUGUUUGGAUCUGGGAUUUGGGUUCAGCUACGACGAGAUUCCUGAGUUAUGCAACACCUUACCAGCGUUGGAGUUGUGUUAUUCCAUGUCUCAGAAAUUCAUGGAUAACUCUCCCCCCUCGCCUCACUCACUCUCCACCUCCAUUGCCAACUGGAAAAUCUCAAGCCCCGGUGACCAUCCCGAAGAUGUCAAGGCCAGGCUCAAGUUCUGGGCCCAAGCUGUUGCCUGCACUGUCAAGCUCUGCAGCUGA
This is a messenger RNA of Sphenostylis stenocarpa, 384 nucleotides long. NCBI's taxonomy places the organism in Eukaryota, Viridiplantae, Streptophyta, Magnoliopsida, Fabales, Fabaceae. The record is from the annotation of a GenBank genome assembly.